UGGAAAUGCUUAUUCACUGCUAUAGGGUUCAACCCUAAAGAAAAACUAUAUAUUUAUUGUGAUAAUUGUCAAAUAAUUGACCUGCUUACUAAGCCUAAUUUAAUUUAUAAAACUAAAUUAAAAUAUGUGGAUAUUAGUAAUCACUGGCUCAGGCAAGAAAUUAAGAAAAAAUCUAUUAAAUUAAAAUAG
Aspergillus steynii IBT 23096 is the source of this 189-nucleotide messenger RNA. RefSeq lists its product as uncharacterized. The transcript has a single exon. The record is from RefSeq and is a predicted model, not a curated record. The annotation marks the transcript as partial. Lineage: Eukaryota; Fungi; Ascomycota; Eurotiomycetes; Eurotiales; Aspergillaceae.